Molecule: messenger RNA, 3231 nt
Organism: Trichomycterus rosablanca
Lineage: Eukaryota; Metazoa; Chordata; Actinopteri; Siluriformes; Trichomycteridae
Gene: waca
Product: WW domain containing adaptor with coiled-coil a
Exons: 13
Coding region: 168-1853 (561 amino acids)
Biological process (GO): regulation of autophagy; positive regulation of TORC1 signaling
Cellular component (GO): nucleus
Molecular function (GO): RNA polymerase II complex binding; chromatin binding
Source: RefSeq, a predicted model, not a curated record
AGUGAGAGAGACAUGGACCGAGAGAGCUCUUCCGACUAGCUGAGGCCGAGAGCGAUUCGUACGUUCAGAACUCGUGCAGUAAUAGAUGAGAUCGGGUUUAAACGAAUCUAACCACACAAACAGCCCGCGUUUCACACAUACUUUCCGCAUACACAAACCCGUCAUUGAUGGUAAUGUAUGCAAGGAAACAACCAAGACUCGGCGAUGGGUGCAACGACCGAAGGGACUCUCAGCCUUACCAGGCUUUUAAAUACUCCUCAAAGAGUCACCCAGGCAGCGACCACCGGCAUGAGAAGUUGCGGGAGAGCAGCAAUGACAUGCCACCAUGUAAGAUGCUGCGCAGGUCAGACAGUCCCGACCACAAACACAGUGAGAGCAGUGCACACAGCCGAGCUAAACCAGCACAGCUUCACCGCACCAGGGACAGAGAUGGAGGCACCAGUAUUUCCCCUCAAGAGAAUUCUCACAACCACAGUUCUCUGCUCAGCUCCAACUCUCACCCGAAUCCCAACAAGUUAGACACACCGUACGAACCUGCAGAUGACUGGUCAGAACACAUCAGCUCUUCAGGAAAGAAGUACUACUACAACUGCAGAACAGAAGUGUCACAAUGGGAGAAGCCCAAAGACUGGUUGGAAAGGGAGCAGAGGCAGAAGGAGCCGACUAAAAUUACAACCACACCAACAGCAAUGGUUAACAGUUUCCCAAAAGACAGAGACUACAGACGUGAGGCUAUGCAGGCCGCUCCCGCCACCUUUACCACUACCAAGUCUGCAGUUGUCACAGAAAAACCUUCUCCCCUCACUCAGUCAUCCUCCUCCUCCUCAUCUGCUGCUGUGUCUGGCCUAGGUGUUGCCAAUCCUGCUAGCUCGACCUCGGGUUCUACAGUUUCCCCAGUGAUGCAGUCCCCUGCCACGCCCACUAUUUUACAGGACCCCUCCCUUCUGCGCCAGCUUCUUCCAGCGCUACAGACAGCACUGCAGCUGAACAAUGCCAGCGUGGAUAUGGCCAAGAUUAACGAAGUUCUCACAGCUGCAGUAACGCAGGCUUCACUUCAGUCAAUGAUUCACAAGAUCCUGACUGCAGGUCCGUCUGCCUUCAACAUCACAACUCUUCUCUCCCAAGCUGCUCAGCUCUCCAGCCAAGCUCAGCAGUCCAGUCAGUCUCCAAUGUCUCUGACAUCAGACGCUUCGUCUCCACGGUCGUAUGUGUCCCCCAGGAUCAGUACACCACAAAGUAAUGCUGCACCCCUGAAAACGCCCUUAAGCACCACACCGGUCUCAUCUCAAACAAAGGCAAAUGCUCUUGGAGUUAAAUCCAGUUCUCUUCCUCCACCCUCGUCUCAGCAGCCCUUGCCCUCAGACAAACACCACGACAACAGUAACUCCCCACGGACUCUGCAGAGACAGAGCAGUCAGAGAAGUCCCUCUCCUGGUCCCAACCACGUUGCCAACAGUAACAGUGGCAAUAAUAAUACUAGUGGUGGUGGACAGGGUUCUAGUGUUGGAAGCGGAGCAGGACCUGCCAGUUCAGUAGCAGCUGGCACAGCAUCAUCCAGACCAACCUGUACCUUUACACCAUCGCUGGCAACACACUUUAAUGAGAACCUCAUCAAACACGUGCAGGGCUGGCCUGCAGAGCACAUCGAGAAACAGGCGUCACGGUUACGCGAGGAAGCCCACACCAUGGGCAGCAUUUGCAUGUCUGAGAACUGUACAGAGCUGAAGAACCUGCGCUCUCUAGUGCGUGUGUGUGAAAUCCAGGCCACACUACGUGAACAACGGAUACUGUUUUUGAGACAGCAAAUUAAAGAACUUGAAAAGCUGAAGAAUCAGAAUUCCUUCAUGGUUUGAGAACUCUGCGUUUCUUCGGUGUUCAUUUCAGUAGAGAAAAUGUGGGAUGAUGAAUGUGAACCCAUUUUGUCUUGCACAGAACCGGGUGGAACCAAAGUUCUGUGGUGUUCUGCUCUGGGUCCAGUCUUACACGAGAGGAGCAACAGUGAGCUUUGGACUGAGGGACGAGGGGAGGGGUAGGCAUGCUGGGUGGAGGUCAUGGGCUGGAUUAGGUGGAUAUGUUUUGGGACCUGUUCUUGCCAGGGGCUGUGUAUAUGUAGAUUUAUUGUAGAUGUUUCCAUGUUGUAAAUAUGUUUUGUAAAGGAAACCAUGGAAAGCCAUGCCUAUUAAAAAGCUUUUUGUCAUCAAAACAAAGUUAAUCAGCACCAAUGCCAGUUGAGUCUCUUCAGGCCUCCAUGGGUAAACCUGCUUUGAAAAAUGAGAACCUGAAAACUGUUUGAGCAAUUGCCUUGAGCAUGUACUAAAUGUGCAUGAAAAAGGUGGACCAUCCAGUGGGGAAAACCAGUAACGAUGACCACAGACUAAUAUACUUAAAGCGCACACUUCUACCUUUCAAACCCCAUCUGCUUGGUUUCGAUCUCUCUCUGCAUAUGAAUACUAGUACUGUUGCUAAAUGGUCAGUUCACUAUUCCACUUGUUCCUUUCACUAGUUGCACUGUAAUGGUUUCACUCCCCCAUCCCACGCCUUUUCACAGGUUUUAAUCCUGUCUGUCCUGUAUGGUUCAGUGGUCUCCUAACUGCCCCGAUGGCCCGGAUGUGCCCACUGUCAACACCAGUGCCUGCUUGUGUGAAAAGUGAGUGUAAGAAAGGAAAAGGGAUGCUUUAGCUCUGCGAGUGAGAGUGACACAGGCCAUUCCUGCAGUUCGACCUAAAACCCCUGCCCACCUGUGACCCAACUUGACCUCUCCUAUAAAGAAAAAGAGAAACGGUCUAGCUGUCACUAAGUAACCCUGUUUUAUAGUUGGUUUCCAGAAUUUUCCCAGGACAUGUUUAUUUUUUCCUUUCUCCUUUCCUUUUUUCUUUGCUUAAACUAUUCCUUUUAGAAAGUGUGAGGAGUUUAUUGCAACUUUCAUUAAAACCUGAGUUCAUUCCUUUGUACAUUUGCUAAUUAAUAUGGAGUUUAAGAUGUUUUAUUAAAAGUUGCAGUGAUGACUAGUUAUAUUUUAUGUUGUGUUCAUAAAUUAUUGCCACACGUUUUCCUUUGUACCCUGACUAGACAGAGUGGAGCUAGUUCUACUGGGAAUUGAGUGCAGAGGUCACAGCUGUGGACUGGACCUAACCAAACCGCUACAUCCGAAUCGGGGCAGGGUCACCUGGGGUCAGAAGGUCAAAUGUGAAAUGUAUGUAAUGUAAUAAACAUGCUAAAAUGUUAAACUCG